AUGACUAUACGUCUUCUACGUCUUCUGCGACUUGAUCCUGAGAAAUGCAAAUGGAUCCUCGAAAGUUUCUCGGAGGACGAAAUUCCAGUCUAUGCUAUUCUGUCCCAUACGUGGGGCAGGAGUGGUGAUGAGGUUCAAUUCGAGGAUAUUCAAGGUGGUCAGAAAGACUAUGGCGAUACCAGCAAACCGGGAUACGAAAAGCUUCGCUUCUGUCAAGAGAAGUCGUCCAGCGCCGAAUUGCAGCGUUCACUGGCCUCCAUGUUCUACUGGUAUAGAAGUUCCGCCAGAUGCUACGUGCAUCUCUCUGAUGUAUCCGAUCAUGAAUUUACAGAGGGUUCUUACAUGAGAUGGAAAGAUGCAUUCUCAAGGAGUAGGUGGUUCAAACGUAGUUGGACGCUUCAAGAGCUCAUUGCACCAACUUCUGUUUUCUUCUUUUCCAAGGAAAAGACGUUCCUCGGCAGUAAAAAGAGUCUGAUAUCUACGAUUAGCGCUGUGACUCAGAUUCCUAUCCGAGCCCUCGAGGGACCUGAGGUCUCUUACUUUACCGUAGAUGAGCGUUUUUCUUGGACCCAGGACCGCUCUGCAACUAUCCCAGAAGAUGUUGCUUAUUCUUUGAUGGGAAUUUUUGAUGUGGGGCUGCCCAUGAUGUAUGCAGACGGUGACUACGAUAAGAGGAAAAACGUAGCAUUAAAAGCCCUCCAGAAAGCAAUCGACGAAAAGAAUGUCAACUACAAAGAACCACAGCAUGUUAUACGAAUUGGUGGUGCAUCUUGGAGUGAACUCAUGAGACUGAACGAGAAAGAUUUGCAGGAAUUGGAUUCUGACCUUCAAGAAUUCCAAAAGUGGAUACUCGACGAGUGGCCAAAGGAGGUCAAUGCAUCAACCGUAUGGACCUCAAAGCUUGGAGAACUUUCAGAGGCUACAGGAGUAAAGAUGAAAGAAUUGCUGGCAAAGUAUCGCGUUGGUUACGAUGACUCAUCACACCUUCGAGCCACCAUGCAAUCUUGGGAGCAGCCCUGGGCCCGCUUUAGUGACGAACGAGUCCCGGUGGAAACACGGGUACAGGCGCUAGUGGAAAAUCGGUGGUAUUGGACGGCGACGGAGAAGAAUGAGAACGUCUUCACAUGCAUCACUGCAGCCAGAACUCUCCAAGAUUUACUGGUCUGGAGAAAGACAUGAAGCAAGUAAAGUGUAUGGAUAAAUUUCUGCUAUUACACUGGAAGAUUGUUCUGCUGAAGCCUCUCGUAAUCU
Molecule: messenger RNA, 1251 nt
Organism: Bipolaris maydis ATCC 48331
Lineage: Eukaryota; Fungi; Ascomycota; Dothideomycetes; Pleosporales; Pleosporaceae
Source: RefSeq, a predicted model, not a curated record